Colletotrichum phormii is the source of this 369-nucleotide messenger RNA. RefSeq lists its product as uncharacterized. The transcript has a single exon. The record is from RefSeq and is a predicted model, not a curated record. NCBI's taxonomy places the organism in Eukaryota, Fungi, Ascomycota, Sordariomycetes, Glomerellales, Glomerellaceae. The annotation marks the transcript as partial.
AUGCACUUCUCUACGACCCUAGCCAUCUCGGCUCUCAUGGAGCUUGCUGCAGCGGCAUCAUGCCCGGCCUCGGGACCCCCGACAUAUCCCAAGGCCACAGAAAGCAACACCGCUUUCAUCCCCUUCAUCAACAAGUUCCCUCUCAUUGACACCACGCCUUCGCUCACAUUCACCGUCCUGACAAAAUACAACAUCGAGAAGAAGCCGAUCAAUAUUCCCUCUGCCGGCAUGGACACCGGCUCCGCCGGCGUCAUGAUGGAUGCCGGCGUCCUCGGUUUUGACGAGAAAACGACAUUCGACAAAUUUCACCCGGGAAACGAAUAUCUCUUCUCUAGCGGCAGACUGUGGCAAGGUUACUGGAUCGAUGCG